Messenger RNA from Galeopterus variegatus (Sunda flying lemur), 1081 nucleotides. It is a transcript of the gene BCAS2, whose product is annotated as breast carcinoma amplified sequence 2. Gene Ontology annotation, biological process: mRNA processing. The transcript is spliced from 7 exons. Gene Ontology annotation, cellular component: catalytic step 2 spliceosome; precatalytic spliceosome; Prp19 complex. The record is from RefSeq and is a predicted model, not a curated record. Bases 45 to 722 code for a protein of 225 amino acids. NCBI's taxonomy places the organism in Eukaryota, Metazoa, Chordata, Mammalia, Dermoptera, Cynocephalidae.
CCUGCGCAGACUCAGAAAACUCAGGCGAACCAAAGAUCCCCAGAAUGGCGGGCACUGGGUUGGUGGCCGGAGAGGUUGUAGUGGAUGCCCUGCCGUAUUUUGAUCAGGGUUAUGAAGCUCCUGGUGUGCGGGAAGCGGCUGCGGCGCUGGUGGAGGAGGAAACUCGCAGAUACCGACCUACUAAGAACUACCUGAGCUACCUGACGGCUCCAGAUUAUUCUGCUUUUGAAACUGACAUAAUGAGAAAUGAAUUUGAAAGACUGGCUGCUCGACAACCAAUUGAGUUACUCAGUAUGAAACGAUAUGAGCUUCCAGCUCCUUCCUCGGGUCAGAAAAAUGACAUUACUGCAUGGCAAGAAUGUGUAAACAAUUCUAUGGCUCAGUUAGAGCAUCAAGCAGUUCGAAUUGAGAAUCUGGAACUAAUGUCGCAGCAUGGGUGUAAUGCCUGGAAAGUAUAUAAUGAAAAUCUUGUUCAUAUGAUUGAACAUGCACAGAAAGAGCUUCAGAAGUUAAGGAAACAUAUUCAAGAUUUAAACUGGCAGCGAAAGAACAUGCAACUCACUGCUGGAUCUAAAUUGAGAGAAAUGGAGUCAAAUUGGGUAUCCCUUGUUAGUAAGAAUUAUGAGAUUGAACGGACUAUUGUGCAACUAGAAAAUGAAAUCUAUCAAAUUAAGCAGCAACAUGGAGAGGCAAACAAAGAAAACAUCCGCCAAGACUUCUGAAAGGACAGAUUAGUUUUGUGGGAAGAAAGGAAGAAAAGUUAGGCUUUGACAGAGUAUCAGUCAUCUGUACUUUCUCUGAACUGUGAAGGACAAAAGCAUGUCAUGGACACCGUUGAUGGUUAAAUGUUUAGAAAUUAUAGAAUGUGGGACUGUUAAUUCUUUUUGUAUGUCUUAGCAAAAUAAAAAUUUUCAACUUGGUGGUAUUUUUACAGCCAUAGGUAUGAUCUUAUGAUAGAAGAAUAAUAUGUUUGGACCAUAUUUUGUAUCCAAGGACCUUUAUUUAAAGCUUUCAACAUAUACAAGAGGUUGGAAACUUUUGAUUUAUGCCUUUUUCUAAUAAAGAAGUAGGUUUUUUUGUG